Tetrahymena thermophila SB210 is the source of this 1053-nucleotide messenger RNA. RefSeq names its product splicing factor protein. Lineage: Eukaryota; Ciliophora; Oligohymenophorea; Hymenostomatida; Tetrahymenidae. The transcript has 7 exons. Gene Ontology annotation, cellular component: U12-type spliceosomal complex; nucleolus. Gene Ontology annotation, biological process: positive regulation of mRNA splicing, via spliceosome. The record is from RefSeq and is a predicted model, not a curated record. Gene Ontology annotation, molecular function: RNA binding.
UAUUAUUUAAUUAAUUAAAUAAGUAGCAAUAUAAUAUUAAUUUAUCUUAGUCACUUACUUAUAUUUAAUUUAAAGAUGAAUUUUAAUAUAUCAGAAAGAAAUUCUGAUGCCACUCUCUAUGUAGGUGGUUUAGAUUAGAAAGUCACUUAAGAAGUUUUAUGGGAAUUAUUUUCUUAAUGCGGUAUAGUAAUCAACGUACAUUUACCUAGAGAUAAAAUCACUGGAGAGCAUUAGGGUUAUGGAUUCGUUGAAUAUAAAACAGAAGAAGAUGCAGAUUAUGCUAUCAAAAUUUUGCAUUUAAUUAAGUUGUAUGGAAAACCUAUAAAAGUAAACAAAGCAUCCUAAGAUAAAAGAACCUAGGAAGUUGGUGCUAAUAUAUUUAUUGGAAAUUUAGAUCCUUCAGUUACAGAGAUGUAGUUAUAGGAAACAUUUUCUACUUUUGGUCUCAUCAUUGGCCGUAGAAUUGUUCGUGAUUCUGACAAUAACUAAUCUAAAGGGUAUGCUUUUAUUUCUUAUGAUAAUUUCGAAUCCUCUGAUAAUGCUAUAUCUGCAAUGAACGGUUAAUAUUAUGGAAGUUAAAAAAUUAGUGUUUAAUAUGCCUUUAAGAAAGACUCUAAAGGAGAAAGACAUGGUUCUGCUGCAGAAAGACUUCUUGCUGCAAACAGACCUCAACCUUUGUAGUCAGGUAUGGGUAUGAACGCACCUGCCCCUCUUGUCCCAAGCAACAAGGGUAUCAAUAGAUCAUCGAUUCCUAUGGCAGAAGGAUUAAUAUAGCCUAAUCCUAUUGUUCCUCAAAAUGCAUAUGCUUAACCUCCUAACUUUGCUCCUCCUAUGCCAGGUUAUAACAUGCCCCCAAAUAUGCCACCUAACAUGCCUCCUCCUCCAAUGUAUAUGCCUCAAUAAAUGCCCCCUGGUUAUCCUCCUCUUCCUCCAAAUAUGCCCCCUCCUCCUAUGGGUAUGCCUCCUCUUCCUCCAGGUUAGUACAUGCCUCCUCCUCCAGGUUUUAUGCCUCCAAACAUGCCAAACUUGCCAAUACCCCCAAGACUUAAUUGA